AUGCCUCACAAAGUCAAUGAGUCCAAUUCCACCCUGGCCAGCUCCGGCAGUAGCGGUGACCGCGUCGUCGUCUCCGACAUGCGAGGGGCCAAUCCCGUCCCACGGAGAACGCAGCCCCCGGUGGUCGUCCACAACCAGGGGGGCCAAAUCUACGACGAAACGAGGCCUUCUGAUUGGGACAAACAGCGGUGGAAGUGA
This is a messenger RNA of Aspergillus tanneri, 198 nucleotides long. RefSeq lists its product as uncharacterized. The record is from RefSeq and is a predicted model, not a curated record. The transcript has 2 exons. The coding region runs from base 1 to 198 and encodes 65 amino acids. Lineage: Eukaryota; Fungi; Ascomycota; Eurotiomycetes; Eurotiales; Aspergillaceae.